Messenger RNA from Aspergillus oryzae RIB40, 1500 nucleotides. RefSeq names its product cytochrome P450. The transcript is spliced from 2 exons. Gene Ontology annotation, molecular function: heme binding; oxidoreductase activity, acting on paired donors, with incorporation or reduction of molecular oxygen; monooxygenase activity. NCBI's taxonomy places the organism in Eukaryota, Fungi, Ascomycota, Eurotiomycetes, Eurotiales, Aspergillaceae. The record is from RefSeq and is a predicted model, not a curated record. The coding region runs from base 1 to 1500 and encodes 499 amino acids.
AUGUUCGGUCAAAUCUUCUCCAGUGUCUUCGCCUGGACGCUCAUUGCAAUCCUCGCCGGGUUAUAUCGCUUUACCACCAAACAGCGACCUAUCUUUCCGGUAGUGAACGAUUACCGGGGCGAUUUCUUCCGUCGAAAAGCAUACCGUGAAUAUAACCAGAAUGCGAAAAAGUUAAUCGUCGACGGUCUGGCCAAGCAUGGUAGUCCUAUCACGUUACGUGUGCCGGAUGGCCUGAAAAUCGUGUUGCCAUCUGCCCUUAGCGAGUGGGUCAAGACAAACAGGGACCUCGACCAUCAGGAAUUGAUCAGGGAAGAAUACUUUGCAGGAUUCCCAGGCUUCGAGGCUCAAGAUACACUCCAUGCCCCCGACGGAAUGUUGAUUAAGCUGCUUCGGACGAAUUUAUCCCAAAAUGAAGAAAUCGUCCCCACGGUCAACCGGCAUAUUGGACCGGCGUUACAACACUAUUGGGGAGAUAGUGGUAUCUGGCAUACUAUCGAUUGGGAAGACGACACCACUGGGAUCAUCUCUCGUGCGGCAGCGUCGAUCUUCGUGGGUCCGGAGAAGGCCGCAGAUGACGAGUGGCAGACGGUCGUUCAGGCGUAUGUGCGCGAGUAUUUCGCAGCCGUGAGUGAGCUUCAUACAUGGAGGGCUUCGUUACGACCGAUCGUGCAGUGGUUUCUACCGCAUGCCUCGGCUUGUCGGCGCCUUUUACACCAGUCUCGCGCAAUUAUGCAGGAAGUGGUUCGAAAGAGGGAACGAGAAGCUCAGGCUGCAGAGGACCAAGGUUUGGUCGCACCUCGAUACAACGAUGUUCUUGCGUGGACUAUGCAAGUCCCCGACAACAAGCACCCGGCGGGCGAUAUACAGCUCGCCUUGGCCAUGGCAGCACUGUUUACAACCACCGAACUUUUCAAGCAGAUUCUCAUCAACAUUGCCCGACACCCCGAACUCGUCGAACCAUUACGGAAGGAAAUCAAAACGUCACUAUUGGGGCACGGUCUGGGACUCACUGCGCUGGCGAAGAUGGAACUACUCGAUAGCGUGAUGAAGGAGUCGCAAAGGCAGAUUCCGGUUACAGUGGGAUUGGAGCGCAAGGUCAUUCGUGAUACGUCUCUUCCGGAUGGGACGAAAUUACCCAAAGGGUCACAUAUCAUGGUCGACGCAACCGACAUGUGGAAUCCAGAAGUUCAUGUGAAUCCCGAGGUAUUCGAUGGGUACCGAUUCUUGAAGCGACGUCAUGCAGGAGACAAAGCGAGUCAAUUUGUGCAGUCGAGCCGAGAACAUAUUGUGUUUGGGGGUGGUAGACAUAUAUGCCCCGGUCGCUUCUUUGCUGGUACCGAGCUGAAGCUAUGCUUGGCCCACAUUCUCUUGAAAUAUGAUAUUCGGUUAAAAGAAGGGUACUAUCCGCAACCUAUGGUACUCGGGGUUUAUGCGAUUGUUGACCCAAUGACUCAAUUGGAGGUUCGGCGGAGAGAGCACACCGAGGAUUUAGUAUUUUGA